CUUUCCUUUGCAGACUUAUUACCCUGCUCUGCUCUACUCUACAUCUCUGCGCCUGGAGACACACACAAACUUUAAGUGUCAUCACACAGCGACACACACACACACCUCUCCUGGAGUUCCUGCUGAACCAGAGGAGGAGGAAAGAGGCUGGAAGAAAUUGGCCUAAAGUCCUGCAGCCGCCUUCGAACUGCUGGGAUGAGGUGGUGGCUGGUGGUGGCCAGUCUGUGGCUGCUGGUGGCCUUGACCAUCCCUGAUGCUGAGGCCAGAAACCGACCACGAAACCAGAAUGGUGAGAUUCUUAGAGGGAGGAGGAGGAGGAAGGAUGGACAAGGUUUUGGCCGGGCUAGAGCGGGGCGAACUAGACCUCUGAAGAUCAGACUGGUUCCUGGUCCAAGCAUCCCAGUGGUGCCUGUAGAAGGAAAUGCUCUUCUCCUACAACCCUAUAAGAACAUCCAAGAACAGCACGCCACCUACAACGUCAUCCCAGGUAAGCAGGGCCAGUGUGUGUACCAGGGUCUGACCAUGUUUGACCAGGCCGUCUGGUCCCCAAAGCCCUGUGUGACUUGUCUGUGUACCGGAGGGCGGGUGGUUUGUGAUGAGAGCACCUGUCCCGAAAUACACUGUCAUUUCCCCUUCACCCCUGCGGGCGAGUGCUGCCCUGUCUGCAUGGAGCCAGAACCUGACCUCAGCCUUGACAUUUCUGGUGACUCCCCAGUUCCCAAUGACCCCAGUGAUGUCGUGACUCCACUGACCCAAGAGGAGAUCCAGAAAAUCCUCUGGAGGGAGGCAGAGCAGCAUCGUGAGGAGGAAGAACGCGUGAAGAAGAAGGAGGAAGCGAGAAGAAAGAGAAGGAAGCAAAGGAAAGAGCAGGAGGAGAAACAGAGAAAGAUAGCUGAGGAGAUGAGAAAGCAGGAGGAGGAGGCACUGAGGCUGCAGGAAGAAAAGGAACUGGAGGAGUGGAGCAGGCAGGUAGAUGAGGAGCAAAAGAGGAGGCAGGAGGAAGAGGAAGAUAGGAGACAGAAGGAGGAAGCAGAGAGAGAAGCAAGAGAGAGGGAAAGGAAGCUAGAGGAGGAAAGGAAAAAGCAGGAGGAGAUGCUGAGGGAAGAACUUUUGGAUUUAGUUGAAAAGGAGAAAGAGCGGCACGAGGAAGAGAACGAGAGGCGCGAGGAAGAGAACGAGCGGCACGAGGAAGAGAUCGAGAGGCGCGAGGAAGAGAACGAGCGGCGCGAGGAAGAGAUCGAGAGGCGCGAGGAAGAGAACGAGCGGCGCGAGGAAGAGAACGAGAGGCACGAGGAAGAGAACGAGAGGCGCGAGGAAGAGAACGAGAGGCGCGAGGAAGAAAAGGAGGAGCAGGAGGAGGAGGUGUGGCUGAGAGGAGACGUGUUUCAAAUGCUUCCAAAAGAACCUGAAGAACCUGAGGAACCAGACCUCCUUCCUGCUCCGAUUCCAAGACCUCCAGUUGCUACAGAGGAGGAACAGGUAGAAACCGAAGAGAUGGAAGAAGGGGAGGAUAGGGAGAUCAUAGCUGUAAACAGAGGAGGCCUUCCUCCAGGCUGUGACAUCUCUGACGUUACUGCCACAUGUGAGAAUGCCAAACUCACACACUUCCCUCCUCUGGCCAUUCCUGAGCUGAAAUCUCUCAGUCUGGAGGGCAACAGCAUCAGCAGCAUCCCAGCAGACGCCUUUAAUGGAAUUCCUAACCUGGAGUGGAUCAACCUGAAGAAAAACAAACUUACUUCUGCAGGCAUUGACGCUAAAGCCUUCAAAGGUCUGAAGAAGCUAACACGUCUGUAUUUGGAUGGAAACCUUUUAGACGUUGUGCCAUCUGACCUUCCCCCGACCCUGCAGGAGCUGAAGAUCAAUGAAAACAGACUGAGAGGGAUAGAUGAAAACAGCUUCCAAGAUUUGAGCAGCCUGGUUAUUCUGGAGCUGGAAGGAAAUCUGCUGAGUGAGGGGAAUGUAGAUCCUCUGGCCUUCGCUCCCCUAAUCCAGCUUUCCUACCUCAGACUGGGGAGAAACCAUUUCCGUACUGUACCACAAGGCCUUCCCAAGUCAUUGCUGGAACUCUAUUUGGAGAACAACCUGAUUGAAGAAAUCUCAGAGACAGUUUUCAAUCAGACCAGCAAUCUGAACAUAGUUUCUUUAAGACACAACAAACUGGAGGAGACCAGGAUUGCUCCACUGGCCUGGAUCAACCACAGAAAUUUGGAGUCCAUUGACCUUUCAUAUAAUAAGCUUUACAUGGUUCCUUCAUAUCUACCAAGAUCUCUAGUUCACUUGGUGCUCUUGGGAAACAAUAUUGAGAGGAUACCUGGUUACGUUUUUGCCCACAUGCAACCUGGUUUAGAGUACCUCUACCUCUCCUACAACAAACUGGAUGGAGAGGGGACUGAACCUGAGUCGUUCUUUGGGGCCUACCAUUCCCUGGUCGAACUGUGUUUGGACCACAACCAGCUGGUUGUUGUGCCAUCUGGCAUCAACGAAAUGACCAACUUACACUUCCUCAGACUCGACAAUAACAUGAUCAGGAGUAUUCCUGAUGAAGCCAUCUGUGACCCAAACCACAGCGGGGACUCCACCUUGGUGGCUGUAAGAUUGGAAAACAACUACAUCGACCCCCAAAAAAUCUCACCAAUGGCCUUUUCCUGUGUAAGAUCUGCAUCAAGUGUGGUCUUAAAGCCCCAAAAAACCAAGUGAACACACAAACAAAAUAAAAAACUGAGAGACAGUGGACUUUUAUCUGCCAAAAGAAGUCAAAAUCUCCUUUCAUCAUUUUUUUCUGUUACUAAUAUCAUACAAAUAAUAUAAUACAAAUAAACCUAAAAAAUUACUAGAAAACGCAUUAGUCUGAUGUCAAAAUCUGACACACAGUUUAAACAUUCAAACAUGGUUACUGUUGUAUGGUAAGAUGCUAUUUGAACAUUUUCUACAACUUUAGACCAAACACAUGGUUUGGUAUCUGGUAAGCUGUCCUGCUCUGUCACCUGGCCCAUCUUAAACUGGUGUGAAAGUGACAGAACACAUCUGUCCGCUCUCAGAAAAUCUUCUUCUUCUACUUUUGGCUGGUCCCUCUAGAGGGUCGCCGCUGUGGAUCACUGUGUAAAAGGGAAGGAAUUCACAGUAAAAUGAAAACCCUAAUAAAGAAAUGGAAAGAAUUCUAUGAAGUGCGACUGCAAGCACAGCGCAUUAUUUUUAACAACCUCAGCACCUUCAUGUUUCAUUUCUCAGCUGCAAUUCUUCCACUGCCUGUUUUCAUAAAAACCCUGACAUGGAAAGCUCACACGUGACACAUCCCCUAAGAUGUUUGCGUUAAACCAAGUGCUGCUGGAGAGCCAAUUCCUCAAACAGAUCAAGAUGAGAUGUAAUGACAUGCCUGUUCCUCAACAUUUUAUCUUUAUCUUGCUUACGUGAAUGGACAGGGCAGUGACCUCCUCAACUGUAGUUAAGUCUGAUUUAUGUUUGAUGCAAAAAUUAAGCGGGAGUCUUGCUAUUGCAUGUGUUAUGAUUUACAAUUCAGCAUCAUCAAGAUGAAUGCAUCAUAUGUGAUACUGAGCUUUUGUUAUGGUAUAUCCUGCACAGCAACUGUUUCACUUCACUUUGUGGUUAAAAGAAUUCACAAUGAAUUCACAAUUCCUUACAAAGUUAUGACUGCAUCUGUAUCUGGGUUAACUUCUAUUUCUUCUUAUCCUGCUUUAUAUAGUAUGUGUCUUAACAUGGGUUUAUUUAAUCCCAAGUGGGAGCAGAGUAUGCUAAAGAAUUUAUGGAGAUUAUGGCCAAACAUUUCUGACUUUAAUGCUGCUGCAUGAAAAUAUCUUAUUUUACUUACUGUAAAUUUGUACUUCUGUGUUUUCUUUUAAUUGAAUCUUCUUCUUUCCCAGACAUAGAAACACACAAGACUUUUAGAUAAUUUAAACUCUUUUACUGUGCAUUAUGCUUUCAAGCUGCGCAAACUGUAAUAUAAUGUAUUACCACUGUGUACAUGAAAGGCUCGUUCUACCUUAAUGUUGCUUUGAAAAGCUCUCACUAGAGGUCCAAAACACUCAACAAUUUAACAAUUUACUUUAGAUUUUUAAUUUUUUUUCCACAAAUUUAAGAUAUAUUUGAAGAUUAUAUCCUUUCAUUUGCUCUUGGCUGGCCAACAUGCUUAAAUUAUAUGAAGUUGGUGAGUCAACUUUAUAUUUUACAGUUUAGCACAAUGUUAUGAUGCACGGAAAAAAUAAACUUUAAGUUACCA
This is a messenger RNA of Pelmatolapia mariae (spotted tilapia), 4234 nucleotides long. It is a transcript of the gene ecm2, whose product is annotated as extracellular matrix protein 2, female organ and adipocyte specific. NCBI's taxonomy places the organism in Eukaryota, Metazoa, Chordata, Actinopteri, Cichliformes, Cichlidae. The transcript has 12 exons. The coding region runs from base 196 to 2697 and encodes 833 amino acids. Gene Ontology annotation, molecular function: collagen V binding; protein binding; heparin binding. The record is from RefSeq and is a predicted model, not a curated record. Gene Ontology annotation, biological process: positive regulation of cell-substrate adhesion; extracellular matrix organization. Gene Ontology annotation, cellular component: extracellular matrix.